Nasonia vitripennis (jewel wasp) is the source of this 7391-nucleotide messenger RNA. RefSeq lists its product as uncharacterized. The transcript has 3 exons. Lineage: Eukaryota; Metazoa; Arthropoda; Insecta; Hymenoptera; Pteromalidae. The record is from RefSeq and is a predicted model, not a curated record. Bases 366 to 7169 code for a protein of 2267 amino acids.
GGCAGUUGCUCGCCGGACGCCGGACGCGAAGGAGGUGCUGACUUCUGCUUGUUGGCGCACGCGGCAGUUCGCAAGUCGCUCUAUUCGAUUGUUUUGCUUCGCUCCGAGCCGCUUUCCGCGAACCCAAUAGUGGCUCCGCGGACUCGCGCUCGGCGCUUUGUGAGACAACGAAAUUCGCUGUGCUCGUGUAACCUUCGGCAUCGCGAUCAAGUUAUAUGUGACUCAGGGCAGAGAUGCGCGCGAGAUACCGCUGCUGACUCGCGCUUCAAUUCUAAGCUUGCAUGUAAACAAACGGGGGCGGCGGUGGCCGAUGUUGCCAAGUGCGAAGACCACCAGACUCGCCGACAAAGAGGCCCGAUGAGGCCAUGAACAAGGACAACGAGGACCGGUACUGCGACUACCCCUUCAGGCUGCAGGAAAUCUCGGGCCUGCCUUCGGACUUCAUCAGGCCCGAUGUCCUACCUGUGCGCGAAAUCCCUCACAAGACCGAUCCGCGCCGCGACCGCAGCCUCCAGCAUGUCCUCGAUCUUCAGCGCACGUGGGAGGAGAAUAACCCUCCGCUCAGAGACAAGCCUGUGAACAACGAUAUUCCCUGGAAACUGCGACGCAUCGACGACAUAGACAAAAAGUCUAUCAAACUCGCCGACACUGCGCACAUGCCCCACUGCCGUGAUCCUCGACGCGCUGAAAUCGUGAAUCCCCGGCCCCGCGAAGGUGAGGCUACCUCCACCGAGCGUCCCAGACCACCAACACCGAACCUGGUUGAAAACUUCCAGAUACAGGUGGAGUUGGCAACCUGCCCCAUCCUCACCGUCGACCUCACGGAAUGGCCGGAAACAGUUCAUUCCUACAUUGAUGUUAUACCCCACGAGUGCAACAUCCUCCGGGCCGAAUUGCUCGCCUCUUCGCCCAAAACGAGCGAGCAACUAGUCGACGUCGACAACGAGAACGUUAACAUCCUGCUUGAGACCAUGCGCCGGCGCGAAAAUAACGACGACGUGGAAAUCGUCGAGGACGACGACGUGACCGAGGUCUCGGGCUACAACUCCGGCGACACCACCAAGCCCAUGCUCAGCAUGAACGACGCGAACCGCGUGUACGACGUCGAGCUUCCGCUGGGGAGCUUCCUCGGGGACGAAGAACUCCCACCCAUCCCCGUGGUUAAGCCUGAGCCGAAGGUAGUGCGGCCCGUGCCAAGCUACGACGAGAGCAACAUUGAUCUGGUUGAUCUGUGCGACGACGACGACGAGGACGUGAGGCCCCUGCUGCCGAAGCGCGAACGUAGCUCAUCGAUAGUGUGCGGUGUUCUCGAAGUCAUAACUCUCGACUCGGACGACGACGUCUACGACGACGGAGCUAAUAACAGGGGAGAUGCCUCGGUGCUGGAAGAAAGUAUUACCCCAGCUGAGCAACACAUGGAUUCGACGUCGAGGGUCUCCGAUCGCCCUCGAAUUCCAAGCUUCCCUCGGGGCCAACAAGAAAGUGCUGGUCAAGUGCUACUCCCCGCUGCGAGUGGCAAUGGUGUCGUGAACAGUAAUACUGCGACGGCGAGCCAAAGCCGUCAAGUGCUACUGGACGAAGUUAAUUCGAUGCAUGUCGACGCUGAGAUUUGCGAAGUGCGCGAUAAUGAUGCAAUAAGCGCAGCGGGCCGAAAUCGGACUUGGAGGCAUCUCGAUGAUGCGAGGAUUAACGAAGUGCAGAAAGUAGUUGAAUUCGACGAAAUCUGGGAUAGUAUGAAGGAAACCGAUUGGGCGGACGAUUCGAUAAUUUUCCGCCCGAAUAAUAACGAAACUGGUGAUGGCGAUAUCAAUAGUGAUAAGAAAGAACCCGAAUUCCAAAUGGAAUGCGAGACGACAAAUGAAGCUCGCGAAAACUUCGAUAACGAGCCUUGUCUAUUAAAUAAUAAUAAGACUGAUGAUGACGAGCCAGCGCCACGGCGAAUUAGUAUAGUAACGAGCGACGCAUUCCAUGCGCAAAAAAAACUCUUAAUCGAUGUCAUUUCACAUGCGAACGACGAUAUGGGAAAUGAUUCCGAAUAUUUAGAUAUUUUGCCGAGCCCCAUGGAGGAAACUAAAAGCCAGCAGACGACACCUGAAAACGUAACUACCGAGCAAUUGCAGCGGGUGAUAAACGACAUGACGAGUGCCAAUUAUCUUGGCCGAUCCAUUUUUGCAAAUUGUUCCCCGAUCGAGGACAUUACUCUCGCUUGCCCGGAGAAGAGAAAGACAAGAGAAAAGGGACAAGAGUUUCCGGAGCAGAACAGCGAAGAGGUGCCGGAGCCGCCGGAAAAAGAGCGACGAACAAGUGAACGUAAAGAGUCCCUCGAUCAAGACGAAAAUACAGUAGUCAGUAAGCCGUCCGAGCAACCGGUGCUCAAAGUAAACACACCCGCCACCGUGCCUAAUGUGUCUACCGCGAUCAAGCUUUUUCAUCAAAGCAAGUCCAUGCAAUACCUGCCAACUCGGGACAAUGCGCCGCCUCUGAUGACUUCGACUAUCUUCAACUUCGAUCAGGCUCUGCUCAACCACCUCAUUAAUUAUGUGAGGAAUUUCAAUAUAGAGAGGUCCAGCAUAGAGUUUAUGCUCCAUGACUACGGAGGACUGUCGGUCACCAGGGCCAUGCAGGUUGUUAACGAGACUUUCUGGCGUAACAGGUAUAAUCAUUGGAGUCACCAUGAUUGGGAUAGAUCCAUUAGUACUGAAUCUUCAGAUUUACUCAUUAGUGAAGAUACCAUAGAUAUUUUACCUCAAGAUGAUCAAAUUGCAAAUAAUAUUGAUGCAUCAUACUUUUUAAAAUACCCGGGGCUAAAAGCAAACAAACCAGCAAUAGAAAGCGACAUGCAAACAAUAUCCCAGGAUUCACGAUUUUAUUCAGAUAAUCAUGCUCUUCAAACAAAUACAAAAAUCAGACGAAAUACAAACCUGGAAUCAAAAACAAGUGAGUUUGAUACCAUUGGAAGUAAAUCAGAAAUUAAGAAGAUUAAGAAGCGUCAUUCUCUUCCUACAGCUAUUGAUCCUCAUACAAACUUUGAAUUCCAAUCAAGUGUUUUUGAUACCAUUGAAAGUAACUCAGAUAUUAAGAAAAUUAAGAAGCGUCAUUCUCUACCUACAGCUAUUGUUCCACAGUGCUAUAGUUUUUCAAAGAGGCCACGUUCAAAAUCGUAUGAUUCAUGUAACAGCCACAACAAAAGUAUUUCACCUAUAAAACUUACAUUAACGAGAGACCAAUCUAAUCAACAAAAUUGGUUUGCGUCAACUAAAAAGAGUCCCAGUAUUUCAGAGUAUAAUAAUCUGGGAAAAAGAUCUCAUAAAUUGAAUUGUUUCACAGAAAAUGUGAAAACAAGCUGUCAUUUAACAAUAGGUUUUACUAAAAAUCAAUCUUGCAGUGACAAAAUUGUUCCAGAGCUUGAAAAUAAUGAUUACAUUAGCAAACCAAUAAUUAGUGACAAAUUUAUUGGCAAGCAAAGUUUAGAGAAACAUUUAUCACCAUUUUUAAAGAGUAGAGUUAAAAGACCACAUCAGGUGACUGAAACAGUAGAUAUGUUACAGUCAAACUUUACCUCAAAACGUCCAAAACUAUCUGAACAAGCAUUAGAUGCAAAUAUCAACAUUAAUAUCAAUUAUAUAAAUAAUCAUUUAGGUUGUAUGAACAAACAAGAUAUAAAAUCUGUUGAAUUAAGUCAAUCAUUCAGUGACUUUUCAAAGAAGGAUUUAUCAAAGAGCUUUAAAAAUAAUGUUUCCAAUCUCAAUAUUUCUCUAAGUUAUAGUGAUACUUGUGAAAAACACAAUGUGUUACAUAUUAGAUCAGAGUCUAAUGGAAAUGUACAAAUAGAUCACAAUUCAAACAUUGCAAAGAAUAGUCAUAAGGUACAAAAGAUAUCUAGUCCAAAAAGAAAAAAGUCACCUGAACAGAAUAAGAGAGGCAAGAGAACAUCAGUGGAGAUGAAUGAAAGAAAAAAAAUGAAAAUCGGCCAGAAAUUUGCAGAAAUCUUUGGUGAUUCUGAUUCUGAUGCAUUAGAAAUCAUAUGUAGUCCUAGUAAUUUUGCUUUAUCUGAAAAGGCAUUAUCCAAAGGUAAUUAUAUUGAUUCAGAUGAUAGUCAUCAUAGCGAUGCUAAUUGUGAAACAAAUGUCAUUGUGAAACAAGUGACAUUGAAUAAACAUGAUAUAAAUGCAACUUUAGAAAAGUUAUCUAAGGUCUCAGAGAUUGAAUCAGUAUUGAACACUGCAGAAAAAUGCAUUAAAAUGGCAACUAAUGACUUAGUACUAGACCAAUCUGAACAUUCUUCUAGCUCAAUACAAGAAAAUCAAGACUUUGAAGAAUCACUCAAACUUACCGAAUCAAAAACAUUAGGUGUAAAUGAAUCAAGCAAACUUUCUACUAGAGCUGUACAUCCAAAUAAGUCAGAUAAAAAUUCUAUGUUACUAGAAAAAAUAGAAACAAAUACAACAAUAAAUUCUAUUGCCAGGCUGAUUUCAGAAAAAACAUCAAACACUUCAUUAAAAACGUCUGAAAACAACAUUGAAAUCUGUGAAUCAUCUACAGAACCAGUAACAAUCAAUGUAAAGGCAAAUGAAUUAGCAGAUAAAUGUGUGAGUAAAGUGCAAUCUAAUGUAUCAUUUGAACAUUUUUCAUCAAAUACAUCCGAAAUAAGUUUAUCAAAAACAACUGAAAUAAAUUCACCAACAUCAAUAACUGAAGAAACUUCAUCAAAAGUUACAAGUGAAGAUCAAGUUGAAAUCCAUGAAUCAACCACAAUCAUUGCAAAAACAAACGAAUUUGUAGAUAAAUCUGCAAAUACAGUGCAAUCGGAUCUAUCAUCUGACAAUACUUCAUCAAGUACAACAUUUGAAGUUACAAGUGAAGAUCGAGGACUUUGUAAUUUGAAUGGUACAAAUUGUGAUUCAAGUAAAGAUGAAACUAUGGAUCUGCAAGAGGGUGAUUUUGAUUUCCAAGUGGAUAAUCGCUCUGUUUGUUCAUAUGAUGACUGUUUAUCUUCAGAUACUGCGGAAUCAGAAGAUCUAACUUGUUCAUAUAGUGUAAAGAUCCAAGGUUUAGGAAAUGAUGAGAGUACUAAUAAUAGUAAAAAGCCCAAAAAUCAGCAACUACUAGUUUCUAAAAGAUCUGAAGUCACAGCUGAGCAAAAUAAUACUUACUGUUUUGAAAAAUCACCUACAUAUAUCAAUGAAUGUGGUAUAGAAUGUGUUAGGAAUGAAAUAAGUGAUAGCACUGGUGCUAAUAAUGAAAAAACUAAAGAUUUCAAUAGUUAUAAUGCAGAGGGAAGUUUUGACUAUGAUUCAGAUAAUCAAUUGAUUAUUUGUGAAUCCCCAGUCCAAAACGAAGUAUCAUCAUCAACUAUUUCAUUUCCUAAUCAGAAUUCUCCAAUAACUUUUGGUAAUAGCAAUAAUAUUAAUAAAGAAACUUCUUUAUUAUCAAGCAUUGAUGCUGCAGAACCAAUUAGGACAGGUGCUUCACCAGACAAAACUUUGCUUGCAGAUUUAAAAGAUCCAAACAUUUUAAAAAAGUAUAACUUAUUUCUAGAAGAAGUACCAAGUGAAACUUUCACUGAGUCAAUAGAAAAUCAGGAAGAACUAGAAGCAUUUGAAUCUUUAAAAAAAAUAAAUGAUUACUUAGAAAAUGCAACCUAUGAAAAUAUUAUAGAAGAACAUAGCAAUCAAUCAUUAAAUGAACAACUAAAAAAUUCAAUUGAGGAAUUCAAAAAAUUCAAUAUUCAUUGCAUUGAUAUUGAUGCUGAUGAAGUAAUUAAUGCAACCAAGUCGAUAGAUAACAGUAAUUCAACAGUAAGAAAUUUUUCAGGAACCUUUAAAGUAAGGAAUAUAAAUGAAUUAUUAGAGAAACCACAAACAAAUAUAGAUUCAGCAUUAUCACAAACAAAUAUAGAUUCUGUAAAUGAAAAAACAGCAGGUAAAGUUGUAAAAACACAAUCAGAAGAAUUUUCAAAUAUAAUAGAAUCAAUAUAUAACAGUAUAUCUUCUUCUCUUGAACAAUUAAUACUUAUAGUGAAAUCAAUAUCUUUUACAAAACAAAUUCAUAGUCCAGUGGGAAUUAAGAUUAUCCCUAACACUGUCUCUCAACUUAAUAAUCAAUCUUGUGAAAACGUAUUACCAGUAAAUUUGUCACAAUCAACUGCACUUUCAAAUAAUUCUCGAGUUUGUAUUAAACUGGCCUCUAAUAUGUUCUCAAAUGAAUUUUCUACCACAGAUGAUUUGCCAACGAUUUACUCUAUGGAAUCUCCACUUCUAGAUACUCUGCAAGUACUAAUGCCAGCAUUGAGAACCAAAGAAGAUGUAGAGAAGUAUAAAAAACUUUUAAUAAGCAAACUUGAUUCGCAUUUAGAAUUACUUCAAAACAUCCCAAGAAAGGACCUCGUAAGAUUCAGUGAUGAUCUUUUGAAAUAUAACACACUAUCUGAAAAGACUUGGGAAUUUCAACAAUUAAUUCUCACCAUAAUGCAGUGCAUUAGUAGACUUAUAUACUGUGCUGUGGAUGAAAAUAAACAGCGUAUAAUACAAAUUAUUGAAAAAACCAUCAACCUGUCAAAGUAUAAGCAAGUUUAUUUAGGAGAAGCUAUAAUACUUUAUCAAAAGUUGGCAACCCAAGGUCUAUGUCAUAAGUAUAUAUUUUUAUAUGAUCCUCUAACUAUCGAAUUUGACGUCGAUCGUAGCUCAAUGCCUGAUAAGGAUUUUAAGAUGAAUGACAGCCAAAUGACCAUUUAUUUUCAACAAAUCACAUCGUAUAGAUCACUUCAAAAACUUCCACAUUUAGAAGUGAGUGACCUUAAAGUCAUAGCCAGCAAGCCGAUCACAACUCACCAAAUUAAUAGUUUUCAGAGCUUUUCUACAAAUAAUGUCCAAAUGACAGUAUCAAAUUUACGAAAUGCUCAAAUCUCACAGCAAGUGCAAUACAAUCAAACAACAUUAAUACCAAGCUGUGUACCUCAAUCAACUGGUAUCCAAGUUCCUCCAGUACCAAUGCCAAGAAAUCCUUUAAUUCAACAAGUAUGUUCAACGUGUAAGAAAGCAAGUACUUUGAUGAUUAUUUGCUAUUGUAAAAAUGUUAUAUACUGUUCACCGAGCUGCCAUAAAAGGGAUUGGAUUAAUCACGCUAAGAUUUGUAAAAGUAACAUGUUCAUGCAUCGUCAGUUAAAUUAAGUUUUUGUAAGAUGUAGUUUUAUAGUUAUUAUAACUGGAAGGUUUUCAAAACUCUCUGUAUCAUAAGUUGUAACAUCUUGUUAUAUUGUAUUUAUUGUUGAUUUAUAUAGAAACACGUAAAAAAGUGGUUGAAAACUUUUUUACGUUUAAUAAGUUAAAAUAUUAUAUUGUAAUUAAAAAGAAACUUAUUUUUUAAUUUUACAUUAAAAUUAAACAUUUUUA